ACUUACCGCAUUGUUCAACAAACGAUUUGUUUUCUUUUUUUUAUAUAAUAACAGUAAUAAUUCAUAAUCAUAUGUUGUUGUCAGGAUCAAGAACUGGGCUGCUUUGUAGUGAAAGUUGAAUUCGGGGUACAACUGUGCGCACUACAAGGGGGCCCUUAAAGGGAAUGGAGUUUUAAUCUGAUCUUUCUUUAGUUUUCAAAAUUUCUGACUCUUCUGGACUGGGACAGAAGAUAUUGCAAAGUUACUACUAAAAAGAUUAAACGCUCAUUGUCUUUACGUGAAAGAAAAGUUUUGGAAAAUUAGUUUGUCGAUAUAGGACGACUUCGCCCUAACAAUACACGACGUCAACUAACAUUUAGUAUUGAACUUUGGAAUAUGUAUACAAGGACAACACAAUCGUCGAUGCGUACAAAUAAUUCUGUAGAAGCAUUACGUCGUCGUAUAGGAUGUGUAUUUUGAAUGCGCACGCUUCGGUCAUCUUUACAAAAACUAAUUCUUGAAGAACAUGCAACACCUGCUGAUAUUGUUCAUAUAAAUCGUAGCGAAGCACCAAAACACAAAAAUAAAACAAAUAAACGGUUUGAAAGACGUCUUUUAAAUCUUUUAUUGCAUCCACAUGACGAUAUUCUUAUACAACUAAAUACUAUUGCACAUAAUAUUUGCUUAUAAAAUAAAGAUUUCUUUGUUAAUUAUGUAAUAAAAAAUUUAAUAUUUUAUAUACUAGUGUAUUGAAUAAAUUGAUUAAGUUAACUUUCUCUUAAAUUUUUUUAGCUGUUUAUGAUACAAAAGAUUUAAUGGAUAAAUUAUAAAUUUGUGCUCAUGGUUCCUAGUGCUCAACUUUCUUCCCAUUCAGCUGUCCUCAUGCCCAAUUUUCCUACUGUCCACAUUUCCUAAUACUCAGUUUUCCCGUGCUUACCUUUCUGUGCUGAAGUUUCUUCGUGCUCAGGUUUCACCCACCCAGAGGACGGAUCACGCACGAUUUUCCUUUCAAAAACAUUUGCACUCUGUCAAUACAUAUUGAGGAGUUAGGAGUUAUUGGUCGGUUUAUCAACCUGCCCAGUUUCUCCCGACGAUCAAUUUCUAAAUUAUAAAUCUAUGUUGAUGCUUCCGGUUCCCCCGUCCUCUAUAUCGAUGCUGCGAAAAUUUAUUGAAUGUUCCAAAAGUUUGGAUGGUGAUCUGACUUGCAGUAAGAUCUCAAAAUGACUCUUCUUCGAGAAAUAUCUCCUUUGCACUCAAAUAUUUCGAUAAUAAUCCCGCAUCUAGAUUUGCGCUAGUUACAGCUUUUUACCAAUUACUUGUAAAAUUGUAAUUGUCACAACCGCAACUGCUCAUAACUGUUAGACAAAUAUUCUAGAGUGAGUUAGUCUUGUACAAUUCGCAUACGUUCUCGGACCGUUCUCACUCUUAAAAUGUACAUAAAGCGUACAAGGCUAACUCAUUCUAGAAUAUUUGUCUAACAGUUAUGACAGUUACAGUUUUAUAGUUAACUGUAACUAGUGCAUGCCUGCAACGGUGCUAGUUAUAACAAAACUAAAUUAGCCCUGAUCAUUUCCUGUUCGUCGCUGACACAGUGAGUGAAUAAUAACAGGUAUGUGGAGAAGAGAACAAGACAAAGCUUUCUUCACUUACCUGAAUAUAGAUGUGAAACAUGGUAAAGCACAUGCAUUUGACAAAAAAGUGGCUGUUACAUAGAAACAUAUUUCACUCUUUCUGAUGUGCUGACUCGAUAGACAAGAAGAGAAUAAUCGUCCACAACAGCAACAAUACAAUAAUACACACGAACUCCUAUUCACCUACCGAAACGAAAAGGCAAGUCGAUAUCAAAUACUAGUAGUUCCUACACCGGCUGCAACGUGAUGCUUGUCUCUCUUCGACUCCUCUUCUGCAGUUCAUGCCUAGAAAAAGUUGGAAUGAGCUAAUCAUUACAUUGAUUGAACUACAAUCAAUAUAGGCAUCAAUAUAGUACAUUGUACUUAAAUACCACUAGUAAUUCGCUUACAAUCCUUUGUAUGUUGAAUAACUCGUUUAUAUCUCGAGCAGCUUCUCUGAUUCUUUGAUCCUCUAUUCCUCCGUUCCGCUAUCGUGUAUUUCUCUAUUCUGUCCGCUAUCCUGUGUCUAUUCCUGUGUUCCACUAUCCUCUAUUCCUCUACUAUUGUUGUAUUCUACUGUUAUACAACGUUUGAUUCAGUCCCAAUUCGUCGACACGUUAAUUGAUUUUCCUAACAAUUUCCAACAUUUCACUUUAUAAUAAUUUUUACGUAGGUGUAUACAGAAACUUCGUUUUCUUUUCUAAUUGAUCUGACAUAGAGUUAUGUGGGAUAAAAAGAGUCAGUGCACGAAAUUUCCUUCGUAAUUUCAUCAUUUCUCAUCCAUUUUUAACUGAACAAAUUCAAUAUUAGCUACGUUGGUAGAGACGAUAAUUAUACACGCACUAGUGCAACCAUUUCCUGAAAAUUCAUGUUGGUUUUUAUAAAUCAGUACAAAAUUACAGUAUUCUUCGAAAAGAUGAGUUUUGUUAGUAGUUAAUGCUCUAUGAAAGCUUUUAGCACUUCAAAUGAAUAGUACCAUCGCUUAUAUCAUGAUCUCACUGCGUACAUGAUAUAUGAUGGUAGUACCGAUUCAGAAAUCAUAGAAUCAUAGAUCACUUUUCUGAAGUUGUACUGAUAAGACGUACCACGUGAUAGCAUUAACUACUAACAAAACUCAUCUUUUCGAAGAAUACUAUAAUUUUGUACUGAUUUAUUCAGCUCCAAUUUUGUUCAAAGUAACAAUAUGGCAUUGAAUGAACCAGUUCCACCAGAUAUUAAUGGCAAAUUGGGUAUCGAUUCACCAUCGGAUGAUGAAAAGGAAAUGCCGAAUGGUGUAGUGCUUAGUUCGAAAUUAAAUUUAGCAUUUGUACGUUACUCAGAUUUUACACAAACAUCGAAUGUUUUAUUAAUAUUCACUAAUGACACAUAUACAUUCGAAGAACUACAUAACAAUGAAAAAUGGUUGAAAAUGUUAUGUGAAAAGAAAUUCAAGAUCGUCGUCGUCAGAGGAGCAUUGCUGUGA
Messenger RNA from Didymodactylos carnosus, 3051 nucleotides. The record is from the annotation of a GenBank genome assembly. Lineage: Eukaryota; Metazoa; Rotifera; Eurotatoria; Philodinida; Philodinidae.